Pyricularia pennisetigena is the source of this 924-nucleotide messenger RNA. RefSeq lists its product as uncharacterized. NCBI's taxonomy places the organism in Eukaryota, Fungi, Ascomycota, Sordariomycetes, Magnaporthales, Pyriculariaceae. Bases 1 to 924 code for a protein of 307 amino acids. Gene Ontology annotation, molecular function: nicotinate-nucleotide diphosphorylase (carboxylating) activity. Gene Ontology annotation, cellular component: cytoplasm. The transcript has 2 exons. The record is from RefSeq and is a predicted model, not a curated record. Gene Ontology annotation, biological process: NAD+ biosynthetic process; quinolinate catabolic process.
AUGGCAGCCACGGACCAGCUCACCAUCAAAGGCGACCCAGCCCACCUCCUCCCUCCAUCAUGGAAGCCUCAAAUCACAGCCUGGCUGGCCGAGGACACGCCCUCGUUCGACUACGGCGGCUUCGUCGUGGGCGACAAGCAGCGCACGGCCACGCUGCUGUGCAAAAGCCCCGGCGUCCUUGCCGGACGGCCGUUUUUUGACGAGGUCUUUACCCAGUGCGGCUGCACCGUCCAGUGGGAUUUCCCCGAGGGCGCCAGCCUGGACCCUUCAUCUGCCGGCGGAUCCGGAUCCGGAUCAGGCAAGGUCAAGGUCGCAGUGGUAACGGGUCCCGUGCGCGGGAUCCUGCUCGGCGAGCGGGUGGCGCUCAACAUCCUCGCGCGGUGCUCGGGCGUCGCGACGGCCUCGCACAAGCUCGUGUCGGCCAUGCGCGGCGCCGGCUUCCAGGGCAGAGUCGCCGGCACCCGCAAGACCACGCCCGGGUUCCGCCUGGUGGAAAAGUACGGCAUGCUGGUCGGCGGGGCCGACGCGCACCGCAUGGACCUGAGCAGCAUGGUCAUGCUCAAGGACAACCACGUGUGGUCGCGCGGGAGCAUCCGGGACGCCGUGGCCGUCGCCAAGGCCGCCGCCGGCUUCAGCGUCAAGGUCGAGGUCGAGGUGCAGAGCGAGGCCGAGGCCGACGAGGCCAUCGAUGCCGGCGCCGACGUGGUCAUGCUGGAUAAUUUCACCCCCGCUCAGGUCAAGACCUCGGCGGCCAGCAUCAAGGAGCGCUGGGCCGCCAAGAGGCAUUUCCUGCUCGAGAUCUCGGGCGGCCUGACCAUCAACAAUGUGGAGCCAUAUGUGUGCAAUGAUAUCGACAUUAUAUCCACAAGCUCCAUACACCAGGGUGUUCCUCAUGUAGACUUUUCCCUCAAACUUGACCAUUAG